UACAAAAUAUAUAUAUGGUAUAUAGUCGCGGUAUAUGGUGUUUAGUCGCGUGUCAUUAUGUUACGUUCUUCGAUAGGUAAAACCAUGCACCAAGUAACACGCAGUUUAUCGACAAUAAAAUGCAAACGAUUGGAAGGAAAAGUAGCAAUUGUUACAGCAUCUACAGAAGGUAUUGGUUUUGGAAUAGCAAAACGUUUAGGUGAAGAAGGUGCUAAAGUCAUGAUUAGCAGCCGUAAAGAAACAAACGUAAAAAAAGCUCUAGAACAACUUAAAUCUAAAGGUUUAAAUGUUUGUGGUACUAUAUGUAAUGUUGGCAAAAGUGAAGAUAGAAAGAAUCUUCUUGAAAAAACUAAACAAGAAUUUGGUGGUUUAGACAUUCUUGUAUCAAAUGCUGGCAUAAAUCCAGCAGCAACUACAUUUUUUGAAACUUCAGAAGAAGUAUGGGAUAAAAUUUUUGAUAUUAAUGUUAAAAGUACAUUUCUUUUAAUACAAGAAUCUUUACCACUUUUAAGAAAGAGUAAAUCUCCAUCAAUAAUUAUUAUAUCUUCAAUAGCAGGAUAUAUGUCAUUUCCUUUCUUAGGUGCAUAUUGUGUUAGUAAAACAGCAUUAUUAGGAUUAAAUCAAGUAGCUGCUGAAACUCUUGCACCUGAAGGAAUUCGUGUUAAUUGCAUUGGACCUGGUAUUAUAAAGACUAAACUUUCGAAAAUGCUUUAUGAAGGUGAAAUAGCAGAUACAAUGUUAUCAACAAUACCAAUGCAAAGAUUUGGUGAACCAGAUGACAUAGCAAAAGUUGCUGCAUUUUUAGCAAGUGACGAUGCUUCAUAUAUAACUGGUGAAACUAUUGUUGCUACUGGUGGAAUACGAAGCAGACUUUAAAUAUUGCUUAUAAAACGACUUGAAUGAUUAAAAUUUUUAUUAAAUAUUCCAUGUA
Molecule: messenger RNA, 931 nt
Organism: Frieseomelitta varia
Lineage: Eukaryota; Metazoa; Arthropoda; Insecta; Hymenoptera; Apidae
Product: tropinone reductase-like 3
Exons: 5
Coding region: 58-876 (272 amino acids)
Molecular function (GO): carbonyl reductase (NADPH) activity
Source: RefSeq, a predicted model, not a curated record